Cucumis sativus (cucumber) is the source of this 1493-nucleotide messenger RNA. RefSeq lists its product as uncharacterized. NCBI's taxonomy places the organism in Eukaryota, Viridiplantae, Streptophyta, Magnoliopsida, Cucurbitales, Cucurbitaceae. The coding region runs from base 300 to 1319 and encodes 339 amino acids. The record is from RefSeq and is a predicted model, not a curated record. The transcript is spliced from 2 exons.
UUGUUUGUUUGGUGUUAAGAAAGUAUGGAAAGAGGGAAACCAUAUUUGGCAAUUGGCAUCCAUUACAAUUUCCCAAUACAAAAAAAUCACAAGUUAUGUUUCUCUCACUAUGUGAAAUGCAUUGUUAUAACAGCAGAGUCCAAUGAUCUCCUCCACUUAAUAGGAAACACACAUGAUUACACCCAACAAACCAAUUCUCCUCUUUCAUAUAUUCCAUCACAUAUAAAACUCUCUUCCUUUUCCCCCCCUUUUUUUCUUCCUCUUCUUCCUCACACCAUUCAUACACCCUCUCCUCUCAAAUGGCUACUUCUUCUUCAUGUACAGCCACCUCCCUCCAUGGCUUCUACCACUUCCUAUCCCAUGAGCUCGAUGACCUCGACCACGCCUUCGUCUCCUCCGAUUUCAUGUCCCUUCACUUUCUCCAAAAAGUUCUUUCUCUUCUUAGAACUCUCCACUCUCAGCUCAUCCAGCUUGGCCAACGCCUUCACCUCCCCGUCGGCGGUAAGUGGCUUGAUGAGUAUAUGGACGAAAGCUCCCGCCUUUGGGAAGCUUCCCAAGUCCUUAAAUCUGGUAUCUCAAGGAUGGAGGUUUUUCAUGUUGAAGCUUCUGCCAUAGCUUCUUCUUUGCAAGAUCCUCACUUUCUUCGAUUCAAUCCUCGCGCUUCCAGACGGGUUCUUCGUGCAAUUACUGAUUUCGAGAGGAAUGUUUUUGGGUUAGAAGAAGAAAAUAGAAGCUUGAUGAAUACAAGGAUUCCGCCAUUAUCACUCCUCUGUUUCAAUGGAAGCAGCAGUGUGUCAAGCGGAAUGGGAUCGACAUCGAAGUUGAAUGCUUUUAACGGAUUUAGAGGUGUUCUUCAUGCAGUGAAGAACAUAAGCUCGUUGCUUCUAAUGAUUCUUCUAUGUGGUCUUGUGUAUUGUUGGCCAGAAUCAAUUUUCCAUGGAAGUAAUGGGAUUGGGAAUGAAGAAGAUCAGCAUCAAAGAACCAUGUUUAGCUCAAGCUUUAUAGCUUCAAUGGAGAGAUUGAAACAGAGAGUAGCAAAUGAAAUAGAGAGAGUUGAUGUUCAACCAGUGGGGAUAUUGUUGUUUGAAUUUAGAGAAGCAAAGGCAGCCAUGGAAGGGUUGAAAGUGGAGCUUGAGAAGGGUUUGGAGGAAGAUGAUGAAGAAGAAGUUGAAAUUGAAGAGAAAAUUGAGAGAUUGAAUAGUUGGUUUGGUUCGUUAAGAAUUGGAGUGGAUGCCAUUAUUGGACAGCUUGAUGAUUUCUUUGAUGAGAUUGUUGAAGGAAGAAAGAAGCUUUUGGACAUGUGCACUCAUAAUAGGUAAAAAAAAAAAAGAAAAGAAAAAAGCAUCUGGGUAUGUUGCAAGAUGCAAAAUUUGAAUGUAGUCAAAACAAAUUUUGGAAGAUGAGAGAAAUUCCUGCAUAAUUGUUUGUAAUUUUUAUGAUAAUUGUUUUAAAUGACAAUAGUAUUUAUAAAUAUAACAAAAUUUGAUUGUCUA